Molecule: messenger RNA, 429 nt
Organism: Eruca vesicaria subsp. sativa (arugula)
Lineage: Eukaryota; Viridiplantae; Streptophyta; Magnoliopsida; Brassicales; Brassicaceae
Source: the annotation of a GenBank genome assembly
AUGGCCUUUUUCUCAUAUCUCCCGAUUCGCAACUCCGCAGCACAGUACACUUCUCAUCGACUCCUCGACAGAGAAAUCCAAGCAUUUCUAGCGUUCCUCAUGUUCUCCGCUAUUAAGAUGGUUAGAGAGGAAACAUGGGAGGCCUUCGGCGCGGAUAGCUUACUCUAUGCUAAGAUCUUUCUCAUCGCUGUUACGUUGAUUAUGGAUUAUCGAGUGGCGAUCUGGUUUUGUGUCAUAUUUUUAGUCAUAUAUCUUUUAGCUCAACAACCAGCAUUUAGCAGAUUAGGAACUGCGAAGAAGUUAACACCUAUGCAGUUGGAGGAUUUGUUAUCAAAUAGGACCACAACUAAAUACUUGUUGGUAAGAGGCCACUGGCAGUGUCUUCUACUUGAUAGUUUUGUAGCUUUUGCCAGAUUAGUGAAGUUGUGA